GUUACGGACUCCGUGAGAAUAUCCAUAUAGAAUUUUUAAAAAACAAAAGAAGAAAAUAAGAUCCCUGCAAUGAUCGACUGAGAAAGCGUGUCUGGAAAAAUAACGCGGGUCUCGCGCAAAAAACGCAGGCGUAGCUGACCGAACUUUACAAUCGGCGGGAGUAAAUCGCCAAUCACACACAACAUAGCCCAACUUCGACACGUUAAACAUGUUUCCCGGUUCCACGUAUUAUCGUAAGUUGCCAUAAAAUAGAUGUACAUAAAAGAAGAUUAUUACAAUAACGAGCGCCCAAUCUCUUGGAACAAUUCCACGUCAUGUCAGAAAUGGCAGUGCGAAGGACUCCAGAACGAAGAGUUCUUGGUGAUCUUGGGAACACAAAAUCAGAGCCGGUUUCUCCGACUGCAAAUCUGAGAUUACUAACAUCCUUGGCUUCGAACUUGAAAAGCGCGGUUGACUCCAGGAGUCAGAGUCAAAACGUUUCUAGAUCAGAGCAUACACCUGUAACUUCAAGUUCUGAAGGCUCAAAACUAUUACCAAGAAAACAAAAAUCUUUGGGACUUUUGUGCGACAAAUUUUUGAGUUUAUACCCACUGGACAAGCCGGAAGGAUGUGAACCUUGUGAGAUAUCACUCGAUGGUACUGCCAAAGCUCUGGGCACUGAGAAACGCAGAAUAUACGACAUUAUAAAUGUUCUCGAGAGCCUGGAAAUGGCCACAAAAGCUGGCAAAAAUCGCUACCUUUGGCAUGGACAAAACAACCUCAUCACAACAUUAAUUAAAUUCAAAUCUUUGGCCAUCAAGCUUGGACUCCGAGAACAAAUACAAGAAAUUCAGAGAAUCAACAAAGCUUACACCGGAGAUUAUUGUGACGAUUUCCCAAGUACUUCCAAUGAUAAUUGCACUAUUUAUGACGAGGUGGACGAUGAUCUUUGUAGUGACACUGCGAUCAAAGAGGACAAAAGUCUGGGUGCUAUGUGUCAGAAAUUUGUAAUGUUAUUUCUUAUUUCACUAAAGAAUGGUGUGAUUAAUCUGGACAUUGCUGCAAAAGUUCUCAUAACCGAUAUCGACACUCGGGGAAACGGAAGUGCUGAUGGGAACGUCGGUUCCCGCAUUAAAACAAAAGUUCGGCGUCUUUACGAUAUCGCAAAUGUUCUCACUGCUAUUGGACUGAUUAAAAAGAUUUAUAUGUACGAUAGAACUAUAAGAAAGCCGGUGUUCAAAUAUAUCGGGCCGGACGUUGAAUGUGUGGAAUUCGAUCGUGAAACUCCGGUUCGUGAGCACUACAGUUCGUUGACGGGUAUGAUGACUCCGAAUAAAUCGUGUUGCUUCAGCGAAAUGCGGAUUCCAUUGACGAGUAGUAGCAGUGCAACGAGCAGUAUAACGAGCGCUAGAGUGAAAAAUUAUGUAGUGGAUGAGAGUGGAACGCCAGUGACGGAUAAGCGAAGACCUCGGAAACGUAAGCUUUUUGUUGGGGAUACGGCGAUGUGUCGUACGACAAGCUCGCCAUGUUUGGACGGAAAGAGUCGUUCGCUGGAGCGCUUGGACGAUUCAAUACUGCGGGUGGCGGAAAUGGAGCUCGAAAGGCUGAAUUCGAGUGAGGAAUUGAAGCCAAAAGCUUGCACAAAAUUGUUUUCCCGAUACAAUUCUGACUCUUGUAUAACCGAUGGAACGAACCAUUUGAGGAACGAGGAGCAUAACAAUUUUUCGUCGAUUGGCUCCAUCGUGAAAAACGAGCAGCCGGGAAACGCGACAAAAGCACCAUUUUUGAUAGUUAGCAAAGAGAAUUUGAUAACGAGAUACACGAAUGAAAGCCCAAAAACACAAAACGUGACGCCCCUCCGAGCUCCGUUACACACAACGCUCAAUUCAUCGACUCCAGUUCGAACCGUGAGCCGCAAAAUAAUCGGGACCAGCUCAGUAACCAGACCCCAAUCUGCGCCAACUGCUUCAACGAAGAGCCUCAAUCUUUCUUCCAUGAAAACAAUCAUACCUAGAAAACUAAUACCCAUCAACAGCAACGGAGGAUCAAUCGACGUUCGUAAAUACGCUCGUGUGACCCACUACAAGAUCGAGCCUAAAACGAAAGCCCCAAAAAUCAUAAGCCUGACGAAUUUCGAUCCUAAAAAGCUCAUCCCUAUAAAACGCAGCGAUCUCAAGAUUUCUCUCACACCGGUUAACCCGAUCGUUUUGGGCAACCGCGGCACUCCGGGUUUUGCAAUACUUACAAGAAUACCCGCCCCCAUCGUAUCCCCUGGUGACACUUUCAAAGCUGUCAAAAUUGGCAACACGCUGCAACUCGUUCCCAUCAAGAAUGAAGAGACUUCCAGGACCAACUCGAACUCCGAGACUGACGGCGAAUCCGCAAGUAAUGCGAGUUAACGCUAGUGAUACUAAAUGUGACUGCACCGGAUCUCAGGGGUUAAGCAAUCGUCUAAAUUCAAGUUCAACACAAAAUCUCGCACCGGACACCUUUUUUUUCAUCACUGUUCGACCGCUCAACGAUUAUCAAUCAAAGUAUAAAAAAUCAGCUGUAGAAACAGUCAAAUCUUCCUUGUUGCUCAAUCAGCUCUAGAAAGCUGCCCGAUGACUUUUUGUGUUAAAAAUUUGAUUCUUCGGAAAAACCUCAUUCGCGAAGAACUCGUCGAUGAAGUUUGAGCAAAAAGUUUUAUUAGAUUUCUCAAAUCGUUGUUCAGACCCGAACCAAAGUUUAUUUCGAUAUCUAACCUUCGAGUUCCUCUAAAUUACGUUCACGUAGAUCAUAUACACAAAAUCCAGGGGACAAUGAUACGAUCGUUGUUGCCUAAAAUUUGUUCACUUUGUAUCCUUUUCUUUUUGCAAUGCAAUCAAACUUCUAAACACAUGGACAACAUAUACGAAUAACAAUUCAACUAUUAUUGAUCAUACAAAGUAUAAAAGUAUAUAAUUAUAUAUAAAUAUAUAAAAGUUUACACGUAUAUUGAUAACGCAUAUAGAAAAUCUAUAAAGAUGUGCACAGAUAUAUUUCUAUACCGAUUUGGAAAGAAAAAAAAAAAUUAACGAACGUUACCCAAGUGGGUAAAACUGUUAUACAUUGGGAAAUGUAAUUUACAAUUAAAUAUUUAUUUACAAUGAUAAAA
Messenger RNA from Venturia canescens, 3115 nucleotides. Its product is annotated as transcription factor E2F7-like. Gene Ontology annotation, molecular function: RNA polymerase II cis-regulatory region sequence-specific DNA binding; DNA-binding transcription factor activity, RNA polymerase II-specific. NCBI's taxonomy places the organism in Eukaryota, Metazoa, Arthropoda, Insecta, Hymenoptera, Ichneumonidae. The coding region runs from base 315 to 2378 and encodes 687 amino acids. The record is from RefSeq and is a predicted model, not a curated record. The transcript has 5 exons. Gene Ontology annotation, biological process: regulation of transcription by RNA polymerase II. Gene Ontology annotation, cellular component: RNA polymerase II transcription regulator complex.